AGUCGAUCACUUCUCUCCUGGGGCAAAACUCGAGGGACAUCAAGUAUAGUGGAGACAUUACAGAAGAAGGGAAAAGUGAGGAACAAUUCAGUGAGGACAAAAAAAAGAAAAACCAAAAGAAUUUCCUAUUCUGAGAAAAAUUGUUGUCCUCAAUUUUUGGAAUAUUUUUUUUCCUUCUUCUUUUCUUCAAUUAAGACAAGAGAGACAGAUUUUGCAGAACGAAGAAGAAGAAGAAAGAAAGAGGAAAGAGAUUGGGAAAUGUCGUCAGGUGAAGAUUACGCGGCAGAAUCCACUCAUCUCCUCAGAUCUUCCAAUCAUGAAAAUCCUCCCACGGCGGCGAAAGAAGCCGACAACGACGGCGACUUGGAAGCUCAGGAGGAUCCAUUAAUGGCGAGAUCAAGGUCCAAUUCCAAUUCCACUUCCACUUCCUCCGCUCUCAAGGAUCUCUUCACCAGGCACUUCGAUCCGCCUUUCUCCCCUCGCCGCCUCAGUUUCAAGCGCCUCCACCGCGAUCGCGAGCGGGAUCGGGAUCGAGAUCGAGAGCGUUCUUCCGCCGCCAUUGAAGAGCUUCAUUAUGUUUCUUCUCCUUCUAAUUCUAAUUCUAAUGGCGACGCCGUCGAUGUUCUUGGCGACAGCGCCCCUCCCGAAUGGGCGCUUCUGCUCAUUGGCUGCCUUCUUGGCCUCGCCACCGGUCUCCUUGUCGCCGCUUUCAACAACGGAGUACACGUUAUACAUGAAUGGGCCUGGGCUGGUACUCCAAACGAGGGGGCGGCUUGGCUUCGUUUGCAGAGACUGGCUGACACUUGGCAUAGGAUUCUUCUAAUUCCGGUCACGGGAGGAGUUAUUGUUGGAAUGAUGCAUGGUUUAGUUGAAAUAUUGAACCAGAUAAAGCAGUCUAGUUCUUCUCAUGGACAAGGAUUUGAUUUGCUUUCUGGAGUCUUUCCCACAAUAAAGGCAAUCCAGGCUGCUGUUACUUUAGGUACUGGUUGUUCUUUGGGUCCAGAAGGCCCUAGUGUAGAUAUUGGAAAAUCAUGUGCAAACGGAUUUUCACUAAUGAUGGAAAACAACAGAGAAAGGAAGAUUGCCCUUGUUGCAGCAGGCGCAGCAGCAGGCAUUUCUUCAGGUUUUAAUGCAGCAGUUGCUGGUUGCUUCUUUGCCAUUGAAACUGUGCUAAGGCCUCUCCGUGCAGAAAACUCCCCUCCAUUUACUACUGCAAUGAUUAUAUUGGCCUCUGUUAUAUCAUCCACUGUAUCGAAUGUUUCCAUGGGGACACAGUCAGCCUUCACAGUGCCUGCAUAUGAUCUGAAAUCUGCUGCUGAACUACCUUUGUACCUGAUAUUGGGCAUGCUAUGUGGUGUCGUUAGUGUAGCCUUUACUCGUUUGGUUGCUUGGUUCACUAAGUUAUUUGAAUUCAUGAAGGAAAAGUUUGGCCUUCCUCCCGUAGUGUGCCCUGCUUUGGGGGGUUUAGGAGCUGGAAUAAUUGCUCUCAAGUAUCCCGGAAUACUAUACUGGGGUUUCACAAAUGUCGAAGAAAUACUCCACACUGGGAGGCUUGCUUCAGCUCCUGGAAUCUGGCUGUUAACUCAACUAUCAGCUGCCAAAGUUGUGGCCACAGCUUUGUGCAAGGGCUCUGGGCUUGUAGGUGGCCUUUAUGCCCCAAGUUUGAUGAUUGGUGCUGCUGUUGGUGCUGUAUUUGGGGGUUCAGCUGCUGAAAUUAUCAAUUACGCAAUUCCUGGAAAUGCUGCUGUUGCGGAGCCACAGGCAUAUGCACUGGUUGGAAUGGCUGCAACUUUAGCUUCAGUUUGUUCGGUGCCUUUGACAUCAGUUUUGCUUCUGUUUGAGCUGACAAAAGAUUACAGAAUACUGCUUCCUCUUAUGGGGGCUGUUGGAUUGGCAAUCUGGGUUCCUUCAGUUGCAAACCAAAGCAAGGAGGCCGAAACAUCUGAUUCGCGAAAUUUGGCAAGAGGCUGCUCUUCUAUUGUGCCUGUCGAAGAUAAAGAUGUAGGUUGGAGACGUGUUAAUAAUGGAGAUGAUAGAGAGCUCUCUGUGAUGGAGAACAGUGCUUAUUUUGAAACUGUUAAGGAAGAUAUUCUUCUGGAAGAUCUAAAGGUUUCUCAGGCCAUGUCAAAGAACUAUGUGAAGGUUUCUCUUGCUAUGACUUUGAAAGAGGCCAUGAAAUACAUGCAUGAUAGCCAGCAGAACUGUGUGAUGGUGGUCAACGACGAAGACUUUCUCGAAGGAAUUUUGACAUACGGUGAUGUUAGGCGGUAUCUAUCCAAGAAGUCUGUCGAUGUUUCCAAAUCUGACUCAAGAUAUCCGGAUGAAACUACAUGUCUUGCUUCUUCUGUUUGCACCCGAGGGAUUAUCUAUCAAGGGCAGGAACGCGGUCUACUAACCUGUUAUCCAGAUACAGAUUUAGCAAUUGCCAAGGAGCUAAUGGAGGCCAAGGGUAUCAAACAGUUGCCGGUGGUUAAGCGUGGCAGAGAACCUUUAAGAGAGAGGAAGCGGAGGAUAGUUGCUAUUCUUCACUAUGAUUCAAUCUUAAACUGUCUCAGGGAGGAGAUAAAUCGCCGGAAAUCGGGGCAUCAGUAUAGAACAGAAAACAAUCAUGACGAGAUCAAUGGCCUAAUAUUAAUUCAGUGAGGCACCUACUUAUACUCGUGAAAUCUCGGGCUGGGAAUGGCACCUGCAAAGAAAAGUUAAAAGCUGCACAACUCUGUUCAACCGGUUAAAGCAAGAGAACGAGCAUUAUAAUUUAGAACCGGCGCUUGGUUUUCUGCUUGAUAGAGUCGGGUGACGCAAAGAUCUCGGGGGCUUUUCAUCUGAGGGUUCAAAAUUUUAAGGUGGGAUUUGUUUGUACUUGAUAUUCCGAGUGUUCCAAGCAAAAGGAAAAGGAAAAUAAAGUGUAGGCUAUUGAUUCAGUGUAAGUUGGCAAUUUUCACCUUGUAAAUGGAUUAUACCAUUCAUGUGAUGUAACUUACUAUCCGAAAUCGCAUUAAAGAGCAUAACAUUAUUGAGAUAGUAAAAACAAUAAUAAAAAAUCAAAAGUUGAAGCCAAAA
Molecule: messenger RNA, 3060 nt
Organism: Morus notabilis
Lineage: Eukaryota; Viridiplantae; Streptophyta; Magnoliopsida; Rosales; Moraceae
Product: chloride channel protein CLC-f
Exons: 9
Coding region: 259-2643 (794 amino acids)
Biological process (GO): transmembrane transport; chloride transport
Cellular component (GO): membrane; chloroplast; Golgi apparatus
Molecular function (GO): voltage-gated chloride channel activity
Source: RefSeq, a predicted model, not a curated record